GUGCGGUACGUCACAGCAUUACACGAUGACUAGCCACUAUCUCUCUCCGAGCUCAAACACAAGCGAUCUGCAACACAUCAUGGCAGAACCAUCAUCUUUUACUCUCCCGACCAUUUGUAAUUAUUCCGACUAUGAAGACAGAGAUAACGAGACUUUCGGAACCCAUCAUCGAGGGGCAACUAUUAUAUCCCCAGUGUUAAUGGGAUCCGCUGGGAUCAUUGGGAACAUCUUGGCUCUGUAUGUUCUCCAUAAGAACAAAAGUUCGAGUGUCUUUUAUACAUUAGUGGCCGGAUUAGCUUGGACGGAUUUGUCUGGAAUCAUCCUUACGUCCCCUGUUACCAUCCUGUCCUACAGCAAUGGACGGAAAUGGGUCGGAGGAGACAUACUGUGUAAAUUUAAUGGAUUUGUUAUGAUAUGUUUUGGAUUAUCUACUCCACUAAUUGUGUGUGCAAUGGCCAUUGAGAGGUUUCUGGCCAUUAAAUACCCCCUUAUACAUUCCCAACGAUGUAACUAUGGAUGUGCACGGAUUAUUCUGAUAACGUUAUGGAUAGUUGUGUUGCUGUUUGGAGUCCUCCCCCUUUUCGGUGUCGGUACCUACACGGUUCAGUAUCCUUGUACAUGGUGCUUUCUUGAUUUCCAUAGUAACAAUCCUAUUGCUAAUUCAUAUGGUUAUCUUUAUGCUUCUGUAAACCUCGCUGUUGUGCUUAUCAUGACGUCGUGUAACUGUUACGUCAUGUUUGCCCUUUUACGGGUAAGGUACCUGAAAAGAGUUGCCUUGUCUCAAAAUGGAAGCCUGGAAGUUUGUGAAGUAAAUGGUGGGCGGAGGUAUCGUCGGAAGAAAAGAAACCAGAAGGACCUUGAGCUACAGAUGAUCAUACUGAUGUGUGUACUGACUACAGUCUUCGCUAUGUGUUGGGCUCCACUAAUGGUACAAAUCAUCGUCACAAUUGCCACCGGAAGUCAUAACUACAUUGUUGACCUUACAGUGAUAAGACUGGCUAGCCUUAAUCAGACUUUGGAUCCUUGGAUAUAUAUUCUGCUCAGGAAAACCAUUCUUGACAAACUCAACCGUAGUUUCAGAAAAAUCUGCUGUUUUUGCUGUCCAGCUUCGGAGGUUGAGGAAGGUCAAGACCAAAAUGCGCAUGCACAUCACCUUCGGUGUUUCCGUAAGCAGUACAAUGCUGCAGGGCCACAAUACAAUACUGCAGGACCGCAACAUCUGUGUCAUUACCAGAACAUACCGGUAGGGGUAGGGUCGUGUCGAACUCACUCAAAGAAGAGCUCUAAAAAAUCAGACGGAAGUAGAAAUAGAAAACAUUCACUUCCGGAUGUUAUGAGAGAUGCACACUCGCUCAGUCCACCGGUCGACAUGCUAAGACCGGAUGUUACACCUGGGGAUACCCACAAUGAAAUAUGCAAUCAAUGUCAAUCAACUCAUUCAAAAGUAGAGAAAAAAUCCUCAGUACCUGUAGAUUGUACCUAUGCCAACAACGCACUAAUGAGCCAACAAUGCAAUCACGUUUCUGAUUAUGACAGUGACAGUUCAACAAGCCAUGAACACUGUAACAUAUGUUCAGGUGUGGAAGAGUCCCAGACCAAUGAUGUGUUCUCAGACCCGGCUGCAGAGACCCUUGAGUCCGAGGUGUUCAUGACGAAGACCACUACCAACAGUGGCGGUGGGGAAGGAGAAUCCCACAACCUCCUACAGGCUCCUGUAGCCUCGUCCCGGAACCACCUCUACUCUGACGUCAUUCCAUCAUUUAGGUCAUUUCGACUUCCCAGACGAAAGAGUAAACGGAUCAAGUCAGCAACCUGAAGUGUAGCUACCGAGACGUUCAACGGGAGACAACUCUUUGGCAACCUGAUAGAGUAGCUACCGAGACGUUCAACGGGAGACAACUCUGUGGCAACCUGAUAGAGUAGCUACCGAGACGUUCAACGGGAGACAACUCUGUGUUAACCUAAUGUGUUGCUACAGAAACAUUCAACGGGAGAUAACUCUAAGGCAACCUGACAGAGUAGCUACCGACACGUUCAGGGGUGACAACUCUGUGGAAACUAAUGUGUAGUUACCGAGACACUUAACGGGAAACAAAUCUCUGACAUCCCAAUGUGAAGCAAUCGAGACGUUCAACGGGAAACGACUCUGUAUUUUAUGCUUGGCACCAUAAUACAAAGUAAUGUUGACGAUGUCAUGAUUUGCCUUUCACCAAUCACACACGAGGUGACCAUUGGUCAUUUGUAUUAUUGAUAUUACGUAAACAUGAAGUUUUAGACCUUCACACAAAGGGACUUUAUAACUGAAGUGUAUUGUGUGAAUGGUAACAAGUUGAAUAAUUGAUACUCUUUGAAGUGAAAUAUUUAUGAAUGCCAUUUUCACACUUACAAUGACAGGAUGCAAUAUAAAUUCAAGGUCAACGUCAAAAACGAAGGCCGGAAAUGAAAAUUCAGAGCGAGGCAAUAUGUCUGAUCACAUGACACUUGUCUGCCCGUACAUGAACUAUGGAUUUUAAAGUGCGAAAUCACUUCAGAAUAUGGACUUCAACAUCGCACAAAUCAUAAAUAAAUAUGCAAGGAAAUUUUAAAAGUCUUAACUCCUCGUCAAUGCAGCAGAUAUUUUCUUUCAUUCUUAUUGGCCAAAGCAGGCAGGUGAUAAUCCCUUCUUACAGAAAUAUCAUAUUCACAUCAAAAGCUGCCUAUAUCGUGUUUCAUGUUUCUGGUUUCCUUUCCAUGAUAGUCAACAACAACAGCUUUGUCAGUAGGCUGACUUUAUUUUGAUAAUGUAAAACAUCUUUUCUACGUAUUGAGUCCAAUAAAAAUCCACAUCAAAGAUCAUUUAGCAUAAAUCUCAACAGUAAACAUCAUAUAACGAAAAAACUUUAAAUGGGUUUGAACAAGGCAAUGUACAGGAGAAAAAUGGUCGGAGUCAAUGAUUUGUGUAUGACGGUUUGAAAACAA
This is a messenger RNA of Ylistrum balloti, 2958 nucleotides long. Its product is annotated as prostaglandin E2 receptor EP4 subtype-like. The coding region runs from base 26 to 1816 and encodes 596 amino acids. Gene Ontology annotation, cellular component: plasma membrane. Gene Ontology annotation, molecular function: thromboxane receptor activity. The transcript is spliced from 3 exons. Gene Ontology annotation, biological process: adenylate cyclase-activating G protein-coupled receptor signaling pathway; positive regulation of cytosolic calcium ion concentration; inflammatory response. Lineage: Eukaryota; Metazoa; Mollusca; Bivalvia; Pectinida; Pectinidae. The record is from RefSeq and is a predicted model, not a curated record.